This is a messenger RNA of Elephantulus edwardii (Cape elephant shrew), 2655 nucleotides long. It is a transcript of the gene PIK3R5, whose product is annotated as phosphoinositide-3-kinase, regulatory subunit 5. Bases 19 to 2655 code for a protein of 878 amino acids. The record is from RefSeq and is a predicted model, not a curated record. NCBI's taxonomy places the organism in Eukaryota, Metazoa, Chordata, Mammalia, Macroscelidea, Macroscelididae. The transcript has 18 exons. Gene Ontology annotation, molecular function: 1-phosphatidylinositol-3-kinase regulator activity. Gene Ontology annotation, cellular component: phosphatidylinositol 3-kinase complex, class IB. Gene Ontology annotation, biological process: G protein-coupled receptor signaling pathway; positive regulation of MAP kinase activity.
UGCAGGCGAUGACUCAGGAUGCAGCCAGGGGCCACGACGUGCACGGAGGACCGCAUCCAGCAUGCCCUGGAGCGCUGCUUGCACGGGCUCAGCCUCAGCCGACGUUCUACUUCCUGGUCAGCUGGACUGUGUCUAAACUGUUGGAGCCUUCAGGAGCUGGUCAGCAGGGACCCGGGCCACUUCCUUAUCCUCCUUGAGCAGAUCCUGAAGAAAACCCGAGAGGUCCAGGAGAAGGGCACCUACGACCUCCUGGCCCCUCUGGCCCUGCUCUUCUACUCCACAGUUCUCUGCACGCCACACUUCCCACCCGACUCAGAUCUCCUUCUGAAGGCAGCCAGAACCUACCACCGGUUCCUGACCUGGCCUGUUCCCUACUGCAGCAUCUGCCAGGAACUGCUCACCUUCAUCGAUGCGGAACUCAAGGCCCCAGGGAUCUCCUACCAGAGGCUGGUGAGGGCCGAGCAGGGCCUGCCCACCAGGAGUCACCGCAGCUCCACCGUCACCGUGCUGCUGCUGAACCCACUGGAGGUGCAGGCCGAGUUCCUGGCUGUGGCCAACAAGCUCAGCGCACCUGAGCAAUCGCCCCAUGGUACAUACACCACGCUGCUCCUGCACACCUUCCAGGCCACCUUCGGGACGCACUGUGACCUCCCAGGCCUGCACUGCAGACUGCAGUCCAAGACCCUGGCUGAGCUUGAGGACAUCUUUACGGCGACCACAGAGGCACAGGAGUUGGCCGCUGGCAUCAGGGAUGCAGCCGAAGCUCGGCAGUGGCUCAGGACCCAGCUACAGGCGGUGGGGGAGAAAGCUGGCUUCCUUGGCGUCUUAGACACUGCAAACCCGGGCAAGCUCCACACCAUCCCCAUCCCUGUGGCCCGGUGCUACACCUACAGCUGGAACCAGGACAGCUUUGACAUCCUGAAGGAAAUCCUGCUCAAGGAGCAGGAACUGCUCCAGCCAGAGAUCCUGGGAGACGAUGAAGAGGAAGAAGAGGAGGAUGAAGAGGAAGACUUGGACACUGACCGGCACUGUGCCAAGAGGGACUCCGUGCUCUCCACCAGCUCCAGGGCCUCGCGGGACUCUGCCCUGUCACUGGCCUCCUCCCAGGCCUCAGGGGCGGCCCUCUCCCGCCAGCUGCUGAGCUCCUUCGUCUCUGGCCUCUCAGACGGCGUGGACAGCGGCUACGUGGAGGACAUCGAGGAGAGCGCCCCGGAGUGGCCGCGGAAGCCCAGCAGCCAGGAGCCGCACGGCCACCACAGGCCCGGGCAGAAGUUCAACCGCAUCUAUAAACUCUUCAAAAGCACCAGCCAGCUGGUGCUGCGCAGGGACUCGCGGAGCCUGGAGGGCGGCGUGGAGGCGAGCCUGCCGCUGCGGCGCGCGGGGAGCCUCUGCAACCCCUCGGAUGGCGCGGCCCCGCCGCCCACCCGCGCGCAGCGCUCGCGCUCCCUGCCGCAGCCCAAGCUCCGCGCGCAGCUGCCCAGCUGGCUCCUGGCCCCCGCCGCCCGCCACCAGCGCCGCAGGCCCUUUCUCAGCGGGGAUGAGGACCCCAAGGCCUCCACGCUCCGGGUGGUCGUCUUCGGCUCCGAUCGGAUUUCUGGCAAGGUGGCGCGGGCUUACAGCAACCUCCGGAGGCUGGAGAACAGUCGCCCGCUCCUCACUCGCUUCUUUAAGCUGCAGUUCUUCUACGUGCCAGUGAAGCGAAGCCUCGGGGCGGCAUCCACUGGCUGCCCGUCCCCUCCAAGCCAGACGCCUGCAGCCCCUACCGACUCCCCGAGGCACCCCAGCCCUACAGAGCUGGGCUCAGUGCCCUGGGAGGAGAGCACCAAUGACAUCUCCCACUACCUCGGCAUGCUGGACCCCUGGUAUGAGCGCAACGUGCUGGGCCUCAUGCACUUACCCCCGGAAGUCUUGUGCCAGCAGUCUCUGAAGCCUGAAUUGAGGCCCCUGGUGGGCUCCCCUGCCCAGCUGCCCAUCCUGGCAGACAUGCUGCUCUACUACUGCCGCUUCGCCGCCCGCCCGGUGCUGCUGCAGGUCUACCAGACAGAGCUGACCUUCAUCACUGGGGAGAAGACCACUGAGAUCUUCAUUCAGUCCCUGGAGCUGGGUCACUCUGCUGCCACCAGAGCCAUCAAGGCUUCGGGUCGUGGCAGUAAGCGACUGGGUAUCGAUGGCGACCGGGAGGCAGUCCCUCUAACACUACAGAUUAUUUACAGCAAGGGGGCCAUCAGUGGACGGAGUCGCUGGAGCAACAUGGAGAAGGUCUGUACCUCUGUCAACCUCAACAAAGCCUGCCGGAAGCCGGAGGAGCUAGACUCCAGCACAGAGGCCCUGACGCUAACCCUGACAGAAGUGGUGAAGAGGCAGAACCCCAAAUCCAAGAAGGGCUUCAACCAGAUCAGCACAUCACAGGUCAAGGUGGACAAGGUGCAGAUCAUUGGCUCCAACAGCUGCCCCUUUGCCGUUUGUCUGGACCAGGACGAGAGGAAGAUCCUGCAGAGUGUGGUCAGGUGUGAGAUCUUGCCCUGCUACAAGCCAGAGAAGAGCAGCCUCCGGCCUCCACAUCAGACCUCCUACUAUCCUCCGGCCCAGGCUGAGCCCGAUCUCUGCUCCCUCCUCUGCCUGCCCAUCAUGACUUUCAGUGGCGCUCUGCCCUAG